This is a messenger RNA of Clunio marinus, 613 nucleotides long. The record is from the annotation of a GenBank genome assembly. NCBI's taxonomy places the organism in Eukaryota, Metazoa, Arthropoda, Insecta, Diptera, Chironomidae.
UCAUAUUUAUGUUUACUUUACAUGAAUUAUUAAUCAACAUAAUUUGUAUGAAAUCAAUAUGUUGACUGUGAAUAAUUUUUUAUGUUGCUGUAGACUUGAGACUGGCGGUUUAUUCAUUGGCUGGUUUUACUUGACAUGUAACAUUGUGAGCUUCACUCUAUCAGUUGUUGCGUUCGUCAGAAUAUUUUUAAUUGACUGCAAUGAACUUCAAAUUGAAACUCAUUCUGGAACAUUAACAAGAAGUCAAUGUAUCACAUACAAAUUAGUUUUGCUGGGUUUAGCUUCGAUUAUAACAAUUUUGUGCAUCUUAUUUGUUUACAUUUCUUACUUGUGCAUCAAAGGAAUAAAAGCGCGUAAUCACAAUCAUGUCAAACCAUUAAUGAUUUUAAUGGCAGUCGGAUCGUUUGUUUCUUUCGUGGGAGUAUUAAGCUUUGAAAUAGUUGUCAUAACAUCGUCUCUAGUCAGUGGAUCAUUUUAUUUGUACCUUUUUAUUGUUCUUUAUUCACUUCAAGAUGUAUUCAGAAUUGAGAAAGAGAGAGGAUUUAGUACGGAGUAUCAAGCACCUCAUCCAAAUAUUUGAGUGAAUCACUCCGCACAUACAAGUGAAGAUUUC